AUGGUCAAAGUCGCAAUCGCAGGAGGUACCGGCGGCAUCGGCCUCUACAUCGUCGAGGCCAUCGUCGAGGCCGGCAACCACGACGUCAUCGUCCUCUCCCGCCGCGCGAGCCAUCCCGUCCUCGACAAGCUUGGCGUGCCCAUCGUCGCCGUCUCGUACGCUGACCCCGCCGCGCUCGUCAAGGCCCUCGAAGGCGUGCACACCGUCAUAUCGACCAUCGGGGGCCCCGGCGCAGACGCCUUCACGGACGCGCAGCUCGCACUGCUCAACGCGGCCAUCAAGGCGGGCGUGACGCGCUUCGCGCCAGCGAUGCGCGCGAGCGGGCUCGAGUACACCGUGUUCGAGGUCGGCAUGUUCAUGAACUACCUUGCCGCCGGCACACCGGGCCUCGGCCACCUGGACCCGUUCGUAUUCAUAUUCGACGUUGAACACUGCAGGGCGACGCUCCCCGGGGACGGUUCUGCGUACUUUGUGCAGACACGGGCGGAGGACAUCGGGAAGUUCGUCGCGGCGAGCUUGGACUUGGACAAGUGGCCCGAGUUCAGCCAGAUCAGGGGAGACAGGAGGAAGCUGAACGAGAUUGUGCAGCAGGCCGAGCAGGUCCGAGGCCAGAAAUUCGAUGUGAUGUACUUAUCUGAGAAGCAGCUACUGGAGACCAUCAACUCGAGCAGCCCAGGAACGCUCAAACACCCCAGGGAAGGACUUGCUGCGCUUGACAUAGACAAGAUCCUAGCCCAGUUGUUUUUGCAGGCAUUUAGGAGCAACCAGAUGGGGUAUGAGGGCCAAAACCUCAGCGAACUAUGUCCCCAGGUGCAACCCAUGGGAGUUCCCGAGUUCCUGCGGCAGUGGUGGGGAAAGAAGUAG
This is a messenger RNA of Phanerochaete carnosa HHB-10118-sp, 864 nucleotides long. RefSeq lists its product as uncharacterized. The record is from RefSeq and is a predicted model, not a curated record. NCBI's taxonomy places the organism in Eukaryota, Fungi, Basidiomycota, Agaricomycetes, Polyporales, Phanerochaetaceae. Bases 1 to 864 code for a protein of 287 amino acids. The transcript is spliced from 3 exons.